CGCCGGUCGCAAGAUGGCUGCGGCCAUGCGAGGCCUUACUGUGUGUGCGCAGCGGGCGGCGGAGCGGCCCGGACAGCAGGGACAGCGACGACACUAGCUCAGCUCUCAGCCACUCUUCUAGAACGCCAUCCCAGCCUCAGCCAGCUUUGUCCGAAAUGGAUCUGGUCGUGGGCCCCGGUGCAGCGGGGCCCAGCAACGUCCCGGCCUUCCUAACCAAGCUGUGGACCCUCGUGAGCGACCCGGACACCGACGCGCUCAUCUGCUGGAGCCCGAGUGGGAACAGCUUCCACGUGUUUGACCAGGGCCAGUUUGCCAAGGAAGUGCUGCCCAAGUACUUCAAGCACAACAACAUGGCCAGCUUCGUGCGGCAGCUCAACAUGUAUGGCUUCCGAAAAGUAGUCCACAUUGAGCAGGGCGGCCUGGUCAAGCCUGAGAGGGAUGACACCGAGUUCCAGCAUCCAUGUUUCCUGCGUGGCCAGGAACAACUCCUUGAGAACAUCAAGAGGAAAGUGACCAGUGUGUCCACUUUGAAGAAUGAAGACAUAAAAAUACGCCAGGACAGUGUCACCAGGCUGUUGACGGAUGUGCAGCUGAUGAAGGGGAAACAGGAGUGUAUGGACUCCAAGCUCCUGGCUAUGAAGCACGAGAACGAGGCCCUGUGGCGGGAGGUGGCCAGCCUGCGGCAGAAGCAUGCCCAGCAGCAAAAAGUUGUCAACAAGCUCAUUCAGUUCCUGAUCUCACUGGUGCAGUCGAACCGGAUCCUAGGGGUGAAGAGAAAGAUCCCUCUGAUGUUGAGCGAUAGCAGCUCAGCACACUCUGUGCCCAAGUAUGGUCGACAGUACUCCCUGGAACAUGUCCAUGGUCCUGGCCCAUACUCAGCUCCAUCUCCAGCCUACAGCAGCUCUAGCCUUUACACCUCUGAUGCGGUCACCAGCUCUGGACCCAUUAUCUCCGAUAUCACUGAGCUGACUCCUACCAGCCCUUUGGCGUCCCCAGGCAGGAGCAUAGAUGAGAGACCCCUAUCCAGCAGCACCCUGAUCCGUGUCAAGGAAGAGCCCCCCAGCCCACCUCGGAGCCCUCGGGUACUGGAGGCAAGCCCUGGGCGCCCAUCCUCCAUGGAUACACCUUUAUCCCCAACUGCCUUCAUUGACUCCAUCCUUCGAGAGAGCGAGCCUACCCCUGCUGCCUCAAACACAGCCUCUGUGGAUACAACCGGAGCCCAUGCCCCCACACCCCUGCCCUCCUCUACCCCUGAGAAGUGCCUCAGCGUAGCCUGUCUAGACAAUUUGGCUCGCGCUCCACAGAUGUCUGGGGUCGCCCGCCUCUUCCCCUGCCCCUCCUCUUCCUUUCUGCAUGGCCGAGUCCAGCCAGGGAACGAGCUCAGUGAUCACUUGGAUGCCAUGGACUCCAACCUGGACAACCUGCAGACCAUGCUGACAAGCCACGGCUUCAGCGUGGACACCAGUGCACUGCUGGACCUAUUCAGCCCCUCGGUGACCAUGCCCGACAUGAGCCUGCCUGACCUGGACAGCAGCCUGGCCAGCGUGCGUAGGCGGGCAGGGUGGGGGGCAGAGGGGACCAUCAACAACUCUCAUUGUGUGUUCUUUGUCCCACAGAUUCAGGAGCUCUUAUCUCCCCAAGAGCCCCCCAAACCUAUUGAGGCAGAGAACAGUAACCCUGACUCAGGGAAGCAGCUGGUACACUACACGGCUCAACCCCUGUUCCUGUUGGACCCUGACGCUGUGGACACAGGGAACAGCGAACUGCCUGUGCUCUUUGAGCUGGGGGAAAGCUCUUACUUCUCCGAGGGGGAUGACUACACGGAUGACCCCACCAUCUCUCUUCUGACGGGCACUGAACCCCCCAAAGCCAAGGAUCCCACUGUCUCCUAGACAUCCCAGGAGUUGUCAGGAUGGUUUGUGGCUGACUCCCAACCUACUGCUAGGACAUAGCUGGUCCUAGGGAGACAAGACAGUCGCAGUCCAGGGCAUCCUAGAUCAAGUUACCACCCCAGUGGAACACAGAUGGGGCAUGAGCCUGGGCAGUGCUUCAGGUCAAGAGGACGGUCCCGAGGGCCGCAUACCUGCUGCCUUUACACAGUCCAGGUCUACUGUCUGCAUUGGACCUUCACAGCCACACUUGGACUGAUCCUGCAGGUUGUUCAUAAAAUUGUAUUUUGGAUUUUUACAUGAGAGUCCCCUUUAGCCCUUCACAAAUAAAUAAAUAAAUAUAUAUAUAUAUACACACACACACACAUACAGAUGGAUAGAUGAUAAACA
Messenger RNA from Alexandromys fortis (reed vole), 2279 nucleotides. It is a transcript of the gene Hsf1, whose product is annotated as heat shock transcription factor 1. Bases 156 to 1892 code for a protein of 578 amino acids. The transcript is spliced from 13 exons. The record is from RefSeq and is a predicted model, not a curated record. Lineage: Eukaryota; Metazoa; Chordata; Mammalia; Rodentia; Cricetidae. Gene Ontology annotation, molecular function: sequence-specific DNA binding; DNA-binding transcription factor activity. Gene Ontology annotation, biological process: regulation of DNA-templated transcription.